This is a messenger RNA of Paramuricea clavata, 1133 nucleotides long. The record is from the annotation of a GenBank genome assembly. Lineage: Eukaryota; Metazoa; Cnidaria; Anthozoa; Malacalcyonacea; Plexauridae.
AUGGCGGCCAAAACGAAAGCAAGUAAGCAAAUUAAAGCGAGAAAUACUACUUCGAAACAAACAAAAAACAAGGUAUGGAGUGAAGACGAAGUUAUCACAUAUGCAAACGUGCUUUGUUCAACAGAUAACGCAGAGCGGUCGUGGUUAUACCAGAUCGAGAAUUAUGCAUUAAAAAAGUCUGCAAACGAAGAGUUGUUUCGACGUAUAAAAGAGGACUUUGAUAUUACGAUGCGUUACGAUUCCGGUGAUGAAACAUUUACCAUUGAACAAUUACGUGCAAAGUUCAAGUGGUUCAAAAAACAAUGGAGAAUAAUUGAUUCCAAGAUAAAGAAUGGAACUGGCCUAGGAGGAAAGGACACAGCUGUACCAACCUGGUACGAUAUCAUGAAUCCUCAUUUUUGCGAAGCAGUUGACGACAUGACAUCAGUUUCCAGCAAAGCAAGUGAUGUAGAUACCACCUUUGAUUCCACUGAUUCAGAAAACCACUUUAAUCCUGAAUCAAGUGACGAAAGCGAUUCUUUGAGUGAAAGCGAUCCUUUGAGUCGAGCUUUGAGUGACAAGAAAAGGUAUAAAUCAGCGGGUAGAAAGCGGACCCUAAGUACAUCAUCUAAAGGGCAAAGUGCUGGUGAGUCUGAGACUAUCACAGACAAAAUUGAGGUAGAACAAGGCGAAAAAAACACAGACAAAAGUGAGAAAAAAAGCCCUACAAAAAAGACAAAAAUUAGAGUACAUCCCAAGAAAUUAUUUUCAAAGCCAAGUUCGCAAAGCGAAGCCAUGGUACAAGUAGCAAAGAGCAUUGAAUCAAGUACUAAAGAGCAAGAGAAAAAUAAGAUGAGCGAUUAAAGAUUUUAUUAGACGCAGAAAGAAAGAGGGAUGAACUAUUUUAUGCACACCAAAGAGAACAAGCAGAGGCAAACAGGAGACAUGAGAUCUUUUGGCUCAACUACUUACAAGAGGAUCAUCAACUCCAUAUCAACCACGUGCACAGGUCCAAAAUAUCUUCAGAUGGCCCACUCUUUCAAUACUCCUGUAAGUUAUGGUUAUAGCCUAGCAGGAAAUCAGCAACCUGACUCACAUGGUUCAAUUAACAUACCUAAUUCUUCUGCUACAUCUAUGCUUGGGGACAAUGACUC